Messenger RNA from Polistes dominula (European paper wasp), 2712 nucleotides. It is a transcript of the gene Cerk, whose product is annotated as Ceramide kinase. Gene Ontology annotation, biological process: phosphorylation; ceramide metabolic process. Gene Ontology annotation, molecular function: ceramide kinase activity. The record is from RefSeq and is a predicted model, not a curated record. NCBI's taxonomy places the organism in Eukaryota, Metazoa, Arthropoda, Insecta, Hymenoptera, Vespidae.
CUAUUUGCUGCCGUAGCGGCAGCAGUAGUAACAGCUAACGUAGCACCACAGGUAGCCGUAUUAACAUCAGUAGUAGCAGCAGCAGCAGUAACAGCACAGUAGUAGCAAAGUAGUAAGAAUAAUAAUAGGAAGAAAACAUUGGAAGAAAGAGUCCAAGUAGUAACAGUAGUAAGGUAGUGGUGGUGGUGGUGGUGUUAUAGUAGUAGUCGCACAGUAGUGUGUAGUGUGUGGUGUGUGUAAUGACGGAGUGCUCUCCUAAUCGUGUGUUGAGCACGAUCGUGCAGUAGAGUGCAGUAGACUGCGAAACGGUGUGCGGGAAAGACUGCAUUCUCGCGCGUUUACCUUCCGACCUAGUUUUCGUGCAAGGCUUUCCCGAUUUUCGACUGUCUCUCUCUCUCUUUUAACUCUUUUUUAUUUAUCUAUCUAUCUAUUUAUCUUUGUCUCUCUUUCUCUUUCUCCUACAAUUAGUCUCUCCAUUUGCAACGAGAGACAGAUUCCUCGCAAGUACGGCCGGCCUCGCUCACAGUGUUCGUACGGAUCGAUCGUACUACCAAAUGAUGUCGCCUUGUUCUUCUCGUUGACAACUUACUCACGUUGUUUCCAGAUAGACUGAUUUAGAGAAAGAGUGAGAUAGAGAGAUAGGAAAGGAUUUUCAAUUAAAAGAUAAGUUUGUAAAGCAAAAAAAUGCAAGACGUUGCUGAUAACUCGUCAAAAUCUGUACUACUGAAUACCUUCGUUGUUAAGAAGAAGAGAUGUCGCGUGUAUUUUCAUCGUGGCACCCUCAUCUGGGAAACGGAAAGACCGCCUUAUACAAGAUGGUCGCUUCCAAUGACGGAUGUUCUUGCUGUACGUUAUGGAGAUGAUUGGAUUCAUGGUGUUAAUGUUAAGGAAAAACAAACUUCGACUUCACCCACAUCACCAACAGUUUGCCCAACGAAUUUUAUAUUACAUUAUGCCGUGGCAGGACCGAAAAAUAAAUGGAGUCAUCACAGUGUUACCAUGAGCCAUACCGAUCCUCGUCAAGUUGCUUCUUGGGUCAAAACCAUUCGAAAUUAUCUUUUAGGUAUGACAUAUCGUCCACGGAAAGUGAUGUUAUUCGUUAACCCUAUAGGUGGUAAAAAGAAGGGAUUGAAAAUAUGGGAAAAAGAUGUACAACCUUUGAUGACCAUCGCUGGUAUCGAAACGAAAAUGAUUAUUACAGAAAGGGCUGGACAUAUACGUGAUACUCUGCUUACGUCAGAUUUGAGUGAUCUUCACGCGAUAGUUUGUAUUGGCGGUGACGGUACGUUUGCUGAAGUUUUCAAUGGUCUGGUCUUGAGAGCUGCCAGGGAUCAACAAAUCGAUCCAGACGACCCAGAGGCAAGACUGCCAGCCCCUACUCUACCUAUUGGUGUAAUACCUAGUGGAAGUACCGACACCGUGGCCUAUAGUUUGCAUGGUACGACUGAUGUGCAAACAGCUACUAUACAUAUCAUUUUUGGAGAUACCACUGGUUUGGACCUUUCCUCCGUCCAUAGCAAUCAUUCUUUAUUAAGGCUUUAUGCUAGUGUCCUCAGUUAUGGAUACCUCGGUGAUGUCAUACGCGAUAGCGAGAAAUUUCGAUGGAUGGGUCCUCAAAGAUACGAUUAUUCUGGUUUUAAAAAAAUUAUUGCAAACAAAGGAUAUGAAGGUGAAAUACAAUUACUUUCUGAUCCCUGUAAUCCGGCAGCUAGUACUAGGUGCAUGAAAAAUUGUUCCAGAUGUUUGCAACAUAUGCACAAUUGUGUUCCCGAUAAAGAAAUUUCAAGGUGGUUGACGGUCCAGGGUAAAUUUUUUAUGGUUAAUGGUGCGAACGUGUCAUGUGCUUGUUCGAGAAGUCCAAUGGGUUUUAGCCCACAUUGUCAUAUAGGUGAUGGUUGUGUCGACGUUAUUUUAGUAAGACACACGUCCUUCAUAAACAAUAUUAGAAUGUUAUUAAGACUUUCUAGCAAACAAAAAACUCUGUAUGAUCUACCUUUCGUCGAGGUUUACAGAGCAAGAGAAUUCACAUUCCGUGCCCUGCCAACGUUGCGUUUGCAGACUGAAAAUAAUAUCCAAAGAUCACAGAAAAAUUCAGGCCUUAGCGUAUGGAACUGCGAUGGUGAAGUUAUCGAUAAUUCUAAUGUCAAAAUAAGGGUACACUGCCAGUUGGUGAAAGUUUAUACGAGACGAGCUCAAGAUUCAAUACCAAACUCUCCAUCUUGUUUUUGUGCCCUAUGAACGUUUUAGUUUUAUUAUUAGUACAAGAACAAUUGAAAAAUAAAAAUAAAAAAAAGAAGAAGAAAAAGAAAAGAGUAACGCGUAAGAAGGAUUUCGGAAGAAUCAAUUUGAAAAUUUAAAUAGUAAGUAUAUUGAGUCAUUUCAGUGGUUUGCAAAUGGCAUCGAUUUUACAAAGUUCCUUUCGAAGCUUGCCCUUAACAAAUGAUAUGUAAUAUCGUCCUAAACGAUACUCAUUUAAUCAAAGUUUACAUCAUUUUAUCGACAACUAUUAUUGACCAUCGAAUACGUCCUGAUAAGAACAUCAUAUUUUUAAAAUCGUUCUGACAAUUUCCGUUAUUUCCUUGAUAUAUCUCUUUUAAAAAGUGCUUGAAAACAGGAACCAUUUUCUGAUAAACAUCAGAGAAAUAAUUUACGUUUUAUAAUUGAAACAAACUAUUAUUGAUCCAAAAUCGAAAGAAAUUUCAUAUUUUUUUU